AUGAAAGAGGCCCUGGCCGUGCUCAAAGAGGCCGCGGUAGAGCCUCCAGAAGAGGCCUUGAAGAAACCCGACCUCAGCCCCCGGGCUAACGCUGGCUAUAGUGUUUAUGAGGAGGUGGCGGAGCUGAGGGCCUUUCUGGAGGAGGCCAUUCAGGAUGACGAGAACGAGAAAACCCUGAAGGAUCUUGGCGUUCCAGACGCCCAUUCUCAAAUGCACAGGGCGUCAUGUAUUGGCGGCUCAUGCAACUCUUAUCCUUCCAAAGCUGAAGGAAUUAUGGAGGUGACGCUUCAGUCGCCUCCGAAACGGCAAGCUUCAGCCAUGUCAGAGGAGUUGUACGACUCCGAGAGCAUCGUGUGCGACAAGAGUCAUUCUUUGAUCUCCAAUGCGUCUUGGGCUGUCUCAAAUCCUGGGGACAGCCUGGCGUACAGUCAUUCUGGAACUUCAGGCCUUGGCUCCCUGGCCGACACCCACGAGGUUCCAACGAAGCCCAGGCCACCGGAGCCUGAGACGGUGGCCGCGGUGGCCCCUGUGGCCUGUGAUCCCCCGACCAUCGAUGGCCAGAAGAUCAAGGCCUUCGCAUCGGCAGUUCAAGGUGCCAAAGGUCUGGGCGAGGACUUGCAAAAAGACUUGUUAGAGAUUCUUCAUGCCCUCCCAGGUUUCAAAGCUUGA
Durusdinium trenchii is the source of this 669-nucleotide messenger RNA. The record is from the annotation of a GenBank genome assembly. NCBI's taxonomy places the organism in Eukaryota, Dinophyceae, Suessiales, Symbiodiniaceae.